AUGUUCAUACUGUAUGUAUAUAGGAGUUGGUGUCAGUUGUACCUCCAUGGACAUGCGGACACACAAAACUCACAGUUCUUGACACCAAGACAACUAUUUACAAGAGAACACGAACAAUUGUUAUCUGAUGGAGAAAAAUGGAUGAAAGAGACAGCGACCUCAUGUACUGUUGUUGGUGCACUCAUUGUUGCAAUCAUGUUUGCUGCAACAUUCACUGUUCCCGGUUGGAAUGAUGAAAGAACUGGUUACCCAAAGUUUCUUGACAAAAUAUUUAUGCUCUUCAUCAUAUCAGAUGCAAUCUCACUUUUCUCUUCUACUACUUCAGUUUUGAUGUUCCUGGGAAUCCUCACUUCAACAUAUGCUGAAGAUGAUUUCCUCAAAUCUUUGCCUAAGAAGCUUGUGAUUGGUCUUGGCAUACUUUUCCUCUCCAUUGCUGCGAUGAUGAUAUAUUUUUGUGCUGCUGUUUCCGUGAUGCUUGAUGAGAAGAAAUCUUGGAUUGGGUUUUUUAUAAUUUCUCAAGCUAGUAUUCCAGUUUUUCUUUUUCUUUAUUUGUAUUUUCCUCUUCUCGUUGAAAUUUACUUUUCUAUUUAUCGAUCUCGUAUUUUUGAGAGGAAAGUCAAAAUUUGGCUGUAG
Messenger RNA from Ziziphus jujuba (common jujube), 633 nucleotides. RefSeq lists its product as uncharacterized. NCBI's taxonomy places the organism in Eukaryota, Viridiplantae, Streptophyta, Magnoliopsida, Rosales, Rhamnaceae. The transcript has 2 exons. Bases 1 to 633 code for a protein of 210 amino acids. The record is from RefSeq and is a predicted model, not a curated record.